Molecule: messenger RNA, 981 nt
Organism: Malassezia sympodialis ATCC 42132
Lineage: Eukaryota; Fungi; Basidiomycota; Malasseziomycetes; Malasseziales; Malasseziaceae
Gene: RPC82
Exons: 3
Coding region: 1-981 (326 amino acids)
Biological process (GO): DNA-templated transcription
Cellular component (GO): RNA polymerase III complex
Molecular function (GO): single-stranded DNA binding
Source: RefSeq, a predicted model, not a curated record
AUGUAUGGCUCCGCGUGCACUACGACUAUUUUCACAUUCAAAUCCGAAAUGAGCACCUCUUACGACAAGGUGAUUGCGAAUGCAGUCUCAAACAAGUACAACGCGGCCACAGGAGAGGUGAUGCGCUUGAUGCUGCAGGCCGAUCACGCAGGCCUUGCGCGCUGUGAAAAGGACGAGCGAUCACGACCCAUUUCUCUUACGACUUUGUCCCAUCGCAUCCCUCCUGGCACGAAAAUUCAACGAGGACUGGACCGGCGCUCUGUGGUGGGGGACGAGAGUCGAUCCCCCACAUCUGUCGAAUUGUUAGCAGAAUACGUUGCGAUCCUCUCUCGUCAUGACAAUAUAUCUUCUUCUGUGCACAAUUUUCGUUUCCUAGCUCCCUUCGGGUCAGCAACUAUGGUAAGUGCUGGAGGUAGUGCUCGUGUGGCGACGAGCUUUACCAUCGAAUACGUGAAUAUUCUUAAGCAGCUCCAACUGCAGAUGGUACGCAACAUGGUCGUGGAUCGUUUUGGGGCUAUUGCCGGCCGUAUUUUCAGUAUCCUCGUGGAAAAGGGAAAACUCGAGGAGAAGCAUAUUUCGAAAAUGGGCCUUAUCUCAAUGGGCGAAACGCGAGAUGUUUGCUCACGGCUGUUCGCCUCGUCUAUUCUCAGCCUACAGGAAGUACCAAAAGGCAGCGAAAGGAAUCCACAGCGCACAUUCUUCCUGUGGUUUGUGGAUUUGAAUAAGUGCAAAGCUUGGCUGCUGGACCACCUGUACAAAACACUUGGACAGCUCAGUCGCCGCCGGCUCUACGAGCAGGCACGAAAGUCAUCCUUACUUCGAAAAGCAGAACGCACAGAUGUUCGUGAGGCGUCUGAAGCACUUCUAACAGACUGGGAACGAAACGAGCUUGCGUCGUUUCAGUCCCUGCUUGAAGCCAUUACCGUGGCGGAGGCGCGUGCUCUACGGGAGGUGUUCAUCUUGCAACACUUCUCCACAUAA